GGCGACUGCUUCCUUCUCUCGCAUCCGCUUUCUCGCCCGUGUCACCGUGCCGUCAGGAGGACUCCGACAGUGACGAUUCCAGCGAAGCAGCAGCGGAAGACGAACACAACAGAGACGCACAAGCAGGAGACCAACAGGCAGUGGUCAGUCGCCAACAGGGGACAUCGACAAGCAUGUACGUCGCCAGACGCGUCUCUCUCCACCUGCAAGAUGAUUUUCCGUGGCACGGCCUUCCUCAGAAACGAACAACUGCGAGCACUCAGAUUCUUCAUUUACGAAAUAUUCAACCAAUUCGACCAUGUCAGAUGCAGUUUUGCUUGGAAGGGAGCUGGUAUAUUUGUAAUUGAUGUGUAUGAUGGCAUGUCUUCUGAAUGCAAGCUUCGUCUCAAUAGGAGAUCCUCCAACUUCAGUGUAUUGAAGUUUGACGGAUUGGAGAAUCAGAUGGUAGUCGCUGGAGAUGCAAGGAACUCCCAUGCUUGCAGCGAUGCACUUGGUGGGCAUUCCUUGCAUUUGUCCUGUAGAAUCACGCGGGAUUGGUAUGAACUCAGAAUACAAAUUUUGGGACAUCUAUUAACAUUGAAAGAGAAUGAAUGUGAAGACAAUAUGUGUGCUGGUGUCCUGGGAUUCAUCAGUUGUAUCAGGAAAACCAAAGUAAAACAGGACAUCAUUGUUCUCCAAUAUGAAACUAUAGAGAAGGGACCUGACGUACAUUUGUGUAACACAGUUCAGUAAACACGUCUGGAGACUAUUUCUUCUUCGAGAUUGAUUUACUUGGUGGUGCUAUUGCCCAUUUCCUCUUAACAAGACAUGUGUGAUGUUCCAGAAAAGGAGCUUAUGUGUUGUCUGGUAGCCUUGAUGGUAGUUUUAUACAUGUAGCUGAGGAAAGUGUGCUUGAAGCGCGUCCUGUUAAAAAAAUGGGAAGGGGACCUGUGCUGGUUUUGAGUCAUACUUAUUGGGUAGGCCCUUGCGGUUUUUGCUCUCUCCAUUGCCACGGCCUCGGUCGGGUUGUGAUAAGGAAAAUGACAUAGCGUUGAUGUGGUGCUUCACUGCUAGCUGAAUUUUGCCAUUGCUGGUGCUAGCUGAACUUUGUGGUAGCUAAAUUUUGCUAUCGCUGCUGCUAGCUGAAUUUUGCACAGACAUAAUGCUCAUCUAGACAUGUUUUUCCA
This is a messenger RNA of Triticum aestivum (bread wheat), 1166 nucleotides long. RefSeq lists its product as uncharacterized. Lineage: Eukaryota; Viridiplantae; Streptophyta; Magnoliopsida; Poales; Poaceae. The coding region runs from base 211 to 732 and encodes 173 amino acids. The record is from RefSeq and is a predicted model, not a curated record. The transcript has 6 exons.